Molecule: messenger RNA, 2821 nt
Organism: Echinops telfairi (small Madagascar hedgehog)
Lineage: Eukaryota; Metazoa; Chordata; Mammalia; Afrosoricida; Tenrecidae
Gene: DIS3L2
Product: DIS3 like 3'-5' exoribonuclease 2
Exons: 21
Biological process (GO): miRNA catabolic process
Cellular component (GO): exosome (RNase complex); P-body
Molecular function (GO): RNA binding; 3'-5'-RNA exonuclease activity
Source: RefSeq, a predicted model, not a curated record
UGUGCUUUGGUGUUCAGGAGCUCGGGUUUUGUGCCUUCCAGUUUCCGACAGAAAGGACUGGCAAGUGACUCUUGAAAGACGUUUGAGAACAUGAGGGGCAGACGCUGCUUAAUUCUGAUUGACAUUUGGAAAGACUUAAAGCCUUCCUUAAUUGAGUUUGGAUGAAAGUUGUGACCAGGCUCGUGACAACUGAGCUCUUCGGGGCAGGAAGGACUUGGAAGCUGAGCAGCACAGGUGCUCCCGGAUCUGGAGAGAAUAGUGGUCCUCGGAAUCCAUGAUGAGCCACCCUGACUACCGGCUGGACCUCCAGGCCCUGAGGACUCCCAGAGGUGUGUCCUCUGGGGCUGGCCCGCAUGGUGUUGGUGCUUCGCCAGGUGACAAAACGUCAAAGAACAAGUCCGUGCGAGGGAAGAAAAAGAGCAUAUUCGAAGCCUACAUGUCCAAGGAGGAUGUCUCCGAAGGCCUGAAGAGAGGAAGGCUUAUCCAGGGUGUGCUGAGGAUCAAUCCAAAAAAGUUUCACGAAGCCUUCAUUCCUUCCCCGGAUGGUGACCGAGACAUCUUUAUUGAUGGCGUCAUUGCUCGGAAUCGAGCCUUGAAUGGAGACCUGGUGGCGGUGCAGCUGCUUCCUGAGGAGCAGUGGAAGGUAAUCAAGCUUGAGAGCAACGACAAAGAGGCUGACUCUGCCCAUGAAGCCAACGUUCCUGAGGAGCUGUGUGGACGCAAACCCCCAGCCCAGUCCUCGAAGGGCUACAAUGACAGUCCUGAUGUCAUUGUAGAGGCUCAGUGUGAUGGCAGCGAUGCCGAAGAUGGAAACAGCCAUGCACACAGAACGCUGGUUGAUGGCAUUCAGAAACUCUCAGUGUGUGUUCCCGAGAAAGGAAGAGUGAAUGCUGGGACAUCAGAUACAACCGAGGAGAAUGCCUUCACUCCCCAAGACCCAAGAGCUCUCCUGGAGAAGAUGCUUCAAAAAUCAGCAAAGGUGGUUUACAUCUUGGAGAGAAAGCAUUCCCGGGCAGCCACAGGCCUCCUCAAACUCUUGGCUGACAAGAACAGCGAGCUGUUUAGGAAAUACGCCCUAUUUUCCCCUUCGGACCACCGAGUGCCUCGAAUUUACGUGCCUCUGAAGGACUGUCCCCCCGACUUUGUGAGCCGACCUAAGGAUUACGCCAACACUCUGUUCAUCUGCCGCAUCCUGGACUGGAAGGAAGACAGCAAUUUCGCCCUGGGGCAGCUGGCUAAGAGCCUUGGACAGGCGGGUGAAAUUGAGCCUGAAACGGAAGGAAUACUAACUGAGUAUGGCGUGGAUUUCUCCGAUUUCUCUUCAGAAGUUCUAGAAUGUCUCCCUCAGAACUUUCCAUGGACAAUUCCACAAGAGGAAUUCAGCAAAAGAAGAGAUUUAAGGAAGGACUGUGUCUUCACCAUUGACCCCUCCACGGCCAGAGACCUCGACGAUGCCCUCUCCUGCCAGCCACUCGCCGAUGGCAACUUUGAGGUGGGCGUCCACAUCGCCGACGUGAGUUACUUCAUCCCCGAGGGCUCAGAGCUGGACCGGGUGGCAGCCGAGAGAGCCACCAGCGUCUACCUGGUGCAGAAGGUGGUGCCCAUGCUUCCUAGGCUGCUAUGUGAAGAGCUGUGUAGCCUCAACCCCAUGACCGACAAGCUGACCUUCUCUGUGAUCUGGACACUGACUCCGGAGGGCAAGAUACUGGACGAAUGGUUUGGCCGGACUGUCAUCUGCUCCUGCACGAAACUGAGCUACGAGCAUGCGCAGAGCAUGAUCGAAAGCCCCACCCAGCCUGUCCCCAAGGAGAUGCUGCCCCCCAUCUCCCAAGAGCAUACCAGCCAGGAAGUGCACCAGGCUGUCUUGAAUCUCCACAGCAUCGCAAAGGAGCUACGCAGACAGCGCUUUGUGGGCGGUGCGCUGCGCCUGGACCAGCUGAAACUGGCUUUCACUCUGGACCACGAGACCGGGCUGCCUCAAGGGUGUCACAUCCACGAGCACCGGGACAGCAACAAGCUUGUGGAGGAGCUCAUGGUCCUGGCCAACACAGCGGUAGCCCACAAGAUCCACCGCACCUUCCCAGAGCACGCCCUGCUGCGCAGGCACCCGCCACCCCAGACGAAGAUGCUCAAUGACCUGAUGGAAUUCUGUGACCAGAUGGGGCUGCCCGUGGACUUCAGCUCCGCAGGGGCCCUCCACAAAAGUCUGACCCAAACAUUGGGAGAUGACAAGUAUUCGCUGGCUCGGAAGGAGGUCCUCAGCAACAUGUGUUCUCGGCCAAUGCAGAUGGCUCUGUACUUCUGCUCGGGGGUGCUCCGGGACCCCGCCCAGUUCUGGCACUACGCCCUCAACAUGCCGCUGUACACUCACUUCACGUCCCCGAUCCGCCGCUUCCCCGAUGUCCUGGUGCACCGCCUGCUGGCUGCUGCACUAGGAUACAGGGCGUUGCUGCACCUGCAGCCUGAGGCCCUGCAGAAGCAGGCUGACCACUGCAACGACCGCCGCAUCGCCUCCAAGCGCGUGCAGGAGCUCAGCACCAACCUCUUCUUCGCCGUGAUGGUCAAGGAGUGUGGCCCCCUGGAGUCGGAAGCCAUGGUGAUGGGCGUCCUGAACCAAGCCUUCGACGUGCUGGUGCUGCGCUAUGGGGUGCAGAAGCGCAUCUACUGCAAUGCCCUGCCCUUGCAGACCCACCACUUCCAGAAGGUGGGCAGGAAGCCAGAGCUCACGCUGGUCUGGGAGCCUCAGGACACUGGGAGGGAGCCUGUGCACCAGGUCAUCUCCAUCUUCAGCCUGGUGGACGUGGUGCUGCAGGCAGAGACC